Knipowitschia caucasica is the source of this 1650-nucleotide messenger RNA. The record is from the annotation of a GenBank genome assembly. Lineage: Eukaryota; Metazoa; Chordata; Actinopteri; Gobiiformes; Gobiidae.
AUGCUACAGCUGCGGCAGGAGAAAGAUGCACUCUGUCUAUCGGGGCAUCAGUGCGGAUGCCGGCCCUCUGUGAUCGGCACGAGCAGGCGAAAGUGGGCGGAGCAGGCAGCGCUCCUGUCCAAUCGGAGCGUGCGUCCACAGCCUCGUGCGUGUGUGCGCUCCCGCCCCGCCCUCCCCGCUCAGAAAACAGUGAAACCCUCCCACAGAGCGACUCUCAGCCCCAGCCACGCCAACAACAUGCGAGCCCAAAUCGAAGUUAUACCAUGCAAAAUCUGCGGAGACAAAUCAUCAGGCAUUCACUACGGGGUCAUCACAUGUGAAGGAUGCAAGGGCUUCUUCAGACGUAGUCAGCAGAACAACGCAUCAUACUCCUGCCCUCGCCAGCGAAACUGCCUCAUCGACAGAACGAACCGAAACCGCUGCCAGCACUGCCGCCUGCAAAAAUGUCUCGCCCUAGGAAUGUCCAGAGAUGCUGUAAAAUUUGGUCGUAUGUCCAAAAAGCAGCGUGACAGUCUGUACGCAGAGGUCCAGAAGCACCAGGCGCGACUGCAGGAACAGCGGCAGCAGCAGACCGGGGAGGCGGAAGCUUUAGCACGCGUUUACUCCACCAGUCUAACCAACGGACUGUCCACCCUUAACCAUGAGAUUGGGGGCACGUACGCCAACGGUCAUGUCAUAGAGCUACCCAAGGGCGGCCAUGGAAACGGAGGGGUCCCAGGAUACUAUGGCAUUGACUCCACUCAGGCCUCGCCCGACCAAUCAGGACUGGACAUGUCAGGCAUGAAGCACAUCAAACAGGAGCCUGUGUAUGACCUCACGCCGGUCCCAAACUUGUUCAGCUAUGGAGGCUACCAGGAGACUCAACUGGGACCCAAUAAUGUUAGCAUGGGAGAGCUAGACCGUAUUGCUCAGAAUAUCAUAAAGUCCCACUUGGAGACAUGUCAGUACACGGCAGAUGAGCUGCAGCAGUUAGCGUGGCAGACACACUCCUACGAGGAAGUCAAGAUGUACCAGAGCAAGCCUCGGGACGUUCUGUGGCAGCAGUGUGCCAUCCAAAUCACCCAUGCAAUUCAGUAUGUAGUGGAGUUCGCCAAGCGCAUCUCAGGGUUCAUGGAACUGUGCCAGAACGAUCAGAUCCUGCUCCUGAAGUCAGGCUGUUUGGAGGUGGUCCUGGUCAGGAUGUGCCGAGCUUUCAACCCUCUUAACAACACUGUUCUGUUUGAAGGGAAGUACGGCGGCAUGCAGAUGUUCAAAGCACUAGGUUGUGACGACUUAGUGAGUGCGGUGUUUGACUUUGCCAAGAGUUUGUGCUCGCUGCAGCUCACCGAGGAAGAGAUCGCUCUGUUUUCAGCUGCUGUACUCAUUUCCACAGAUCGACCGUGGCUGAUGGAACCCAGGAAGGUUCAGAAGCUACAAGAAAAGAUAUAUUUUGCCUUGCAGCACAUAAUGCAGAAGAACCACAUGGAUGAAGAUGCAUUGGCAAAGCUGAUCAGCCGGGUCCCCACACUGUCUGCCCUGUGCACGCUUCACACAGAAGAACUGCAGGCCUUUCAGCAGCUCCACCCCGAAACAGUCAACGUCCUGUUCCCUCCGCUUUACAAAGAACUAUUCAACCCGGACCCAAACUCCACAAUGACCAUGCCCAAGUGA